UCAUCAUCAUCAUCAUCAUGGCUGGAGCUCUAAGAAUGAGUGAAGCUCAGUUCAUCAACGUCUACGACAGCGAGCUGCAGCUCCAUCUGAUGCCGUAUGAAUACAUUCCUCCUGUUGACAUAAAGACUGAACCUUAUAUACCUGAGACAGCUCAUGGUCCAUACAUUCAAAUCAUCGAGGAGCCCAAACAGAGAGGAUUUCGUUUCCGUUAUGAGUGCGAGGGUCCGUCCCACGGUGGGCUGCCGGGGGCGUCCAGCGAGAAGAACAGGAGGACCUACCCAACCGUGAAGAUCAAUAACUACGUGGGGAACGCCCGGGUGGAGGUGCAGCUGGUGACGCACAGCGAGCCGCCGCAGGUUCACGCUCACAGUCUGGUCGGACGUCACUGCACCGAGAAAGGAACCUGCACGCUGGACGUCGGACCCAACGACCUCACCGCAUCGUUCAGUAAUCUGGGGAUUCUUCACGUGACCAAGAAAGGAGUCGUUGAGAUUCUGUGUAGACGACUGAAAGAAGAGAGGAAGAGACAGAAAGGCCCCCACAGCUCUCUCUCAGAGGCGGAGGAGGCGUCCCUGCUGAAGGAGGCCAAGGCUUUGGGGAAGGUGAUGGAUCUGAACAUCGUGAGGUUAAAGUUCACGGCGUUCCUUCAGGACAGUAACGGAGGUUUCACCAGAGCUCUGAAACCGGUGGUGUCCAACCCCAUCUACGACAGCAAGUCUCCAAACGCGUCCAACCUGAAAAUCUCCCGCAUGGAUAAAACAUGCGGCUCGGUCCUCGGAGGAGACGAGAUCUUCCUGCUCUGUGACAAAGUCCAGAAAGAUGACAUCGAGAUCCGUUUCUACGAGGAGGACGAGGACGGCGGCUGGGAGGCGUUCGGAGACUUUUCUCCAACUGACGUUCAUAAACAGUACGCCAUCGUGUUUAAAACGCCGGCCUAUCACAGCACAGAGAUCGAGCGUCCCGUCACCGUGUUCCUGCAGCUGAAGAGGAAGAAGGCCGGCGACCGCAGCGACCCCAAACAGUUCACAUACAUCCCACAGGUCCAAGACAAAGAGGAGGUGAUGAGGAAGAAGCAGAAGCCGCUGCCUCACUAUGAACCCUGGAGAGGAGGAGGAGGAGGAGGAAGAGGUGGAGGAGCUGGGAGCUUUGGAGGAGGAGGAGGAGGAGGAGGAGGAGGAGGAGCAGGAUUCCAGUUUAACCAGCAGAUGAACGGAGCAGCAGGAGGAGCAGGAGGCUUCUUCUCAGGAAGCUUCACUGGUUUCACUGCAGGAGGAGCUCAGAUGUCAAGCUCCGCCCCUCAAACACAGCAACAGACGGGACAGACGGGACAGACGGGACAGAUGGGACAGACGGGACAGAUGGGACAGACGGGACAGACGGGACAGACGGGACAGAGUGGUUCACCACUACAACAGCAGCUUUUACAGAUAGCUGCAGCUCUUCACAGCCGAGCGUCUCAGAGCUCCAGACAGACGGCUGCAGCUCUGUUGCAGUACUGCAGCAGCGGAGACGCUCGCGUCCUCCUCGCCAUCCAGAGACACCUGGUCGGCAUCCAGGACACAAACGGAGACACACCGCUACACCUGGCCGUCAUCCAUCAGCAGACGGCUGUCAUCCAUCAGCUGAUCCACAUCCUGCUGAGCAGCCAGCAGCAAGCCUUCAUCAACAACCCCAACCACCUGAGACAGACUCCUCUCCACCUGGCCGUGAUCACCCGGCAGGUGAAGGUGGUGGAGGCGUUGCUGAGGGCGGGCGCCGACCCUAGCCUGCUGGACAAAGAUGGCCGUAGCCCUCUCCACCUGGCGGCGCUGGCCGGUGACAGCGCUACGCUCCGCCUGCUGCUGGCUCACCUGGGAGAACGCCACGCCCACCUGGUGAACAGCACCGACUACCACGGUCUCCAGCCGCUCCACCUGGCCGUGAGGAAGGACGGCGAGCGCUGCCUCCGCCUGCUGGUGGAGGGCGGAGCCAAGAUCAACGCACCUGAGCAGAAGAGCGGGAACACCGCCCUUCACCUGGCCGUCAGAGAACACCUGUUCAAGGUGGCCUGCACCUUGAUCACAGAGUUGAAGGCUGAUGUGAACGCGUGCACGUUUGGAGGAAACACAGCGCUGCACCUCGCCGCCAGUCUGGGCUCGCCGACCCUCUGCUCCAUGCUGAUCGCUGCAGGUGCUGAUAAGAACCUGGAGAACGACGAGCCGCUCUUCAUCAGCUCCUCCUCAGACGAUGAUGAUGAUGAUGAUGAGGAUGAACCAAUCAGAGAAGCCGCCUCACAGCCAGUCAACCCUCGUAAGAGACCUGCUGGCGGACACACACCUCUGGACCUCGCCAGGUGUCAGAAGGUCAAGAAUCUGCUGAACUCACAGAGUCCGAAAUCAAGUCGACACGUCAGUAAGAAGAUCAGAGCCAGCAGUGAAGAGGCGGAGACGUCGGGUCUGGACGAGGACACUCUGUCCCGGCUGGUGGACGUUCUGAGUGUGGAAGACGUUCCCUGGAAGAAACUGGCAGAGAAACUGGGAAUGUUGACGUUGACUCACCUUUACCAGGACAGUCCAACGCCCUGCAGACACCUGCUGCAGCACUACAAGUUGGGUGGAGGUCCAGUGGACGGUCUGGUUGAAGCUCUUCAUUCUCUCGGUCUGAAAGAAGGAGUCAGACUGCUGAGAAACACUGAGAGACAAGAUGAUAAACACAGCACAGACGCUCACGUCGACAGCGGCUUCGGCAGCCAGCCAAUGGAAGAGGAGGAGCCAGCCGUGGCCAAUCAGUGACGAGCACAGAGCGCUAGUUUAAAACGCAUAAAAAUCAUUUUUAUUCUUUAAUUUCUAACUUUAAUUUAUAUUUUCUGUAUUUUUCCUCGAAGUCCUGGAACGUUUCUGUCAGAGAAAUGAUUGAUCAGCAGCUGUGACAACAAGCCUGUAUGGAAGCUCGUUGAUGUCGAUAAAAUAAAAUAAAGUUUUAUUGACAAAAAUAAAAAGAAGUCGUGUUAAAUUAUUUAAAACUAAAAAAAUAAAAACAUGAGAAAGUUACAACUUAAAACUGACGGGUCAAAUUUGUAGUUAUGAGAUAAACAAGUUAAAUGAUUAUAAAGUUAUUAUAUUUAUAGCUUAAUGUAAAAAUUAUGACUUAAAACAUUAAACUGACGAUAAAC
Molecule: messenger RNA, 3151 nt
Organism: Scomber japonicus (chub mackerel)
Lineage: Eukaryota; Metazoa; Chordata; Actinopteri; Scombriformes; Scombridae
Gene: nfkb2
Product: nuclear factor of kappa light polypeptide gene enhancer in B-cells 2 (p49/p100)
Exons: 23
Coding region: 18-2771 (917 amino acids)
Biological process (GO): inflammatory response; cellular response to stress; response to cytokine
Cellular component (GO): cytoplasm
Molecular function (GO): protein binding; DNA-binding transcription factor activity, RNA polymerase II-specific; RNA polymerase II cis-regulatory region sequence-specific DNA binding
Source: RefSeq, a predicted model, not a curated record